GCCCAGUGGUUUCACAUCCCUGACUAACUGGCUUGCCGUUGGCUAUCUCUAUCGACUAAGCCGGCGUGACUCUCCGGCAAAAGUAAUCAAUUGUUAGCUGUUGUAUCAUGUUUUGAAGCUCUUAUAUUCUAUUCUGUUGCUAAAGUAACCCUAAUAAUUAUUUCAUAAAUUAAAAAAAAAAAAAGUAAAAAAUGAGGAGGGGAAUAUUAUUUACAAAUUCAGCUAAAAAACCCAUCUCUCAUUUUCAGUGGAAUCCUUGUUUCUCCUCAUCAUCAGAUGCGUUCUUUGGAGCAGGGUCCGUGAACAAUGUUAAACGCCAUUUAAUUGCUGAAGAUUCAAAAGAAGAUUUAUCAGUGAAUGGGAUUCCGACUCCACACAGACGGAGAAACUUAAAGGGCUCAUUCGCCUCGACAUCAAAAACACGUCUUUCUUCAGAGGAGGAUAGCCGAUGGCAAGGGCUCAUUCGCCUUGACAGCAAGUCUGGAGGGACUUCCAAUGAACCCCAUGAUGAGUUUUCAAGUGAUGUUGAGAAGAUUUAUAGGAUCUUAAGGAAAUUUCACUCGCGGGUUCCAAAAUUGGAACUUGCUUUACAGGGAUCCGGUGUUACAGUUCGCUCAGGAUUAACCGAACGUGUAUUGAACCGCUGUGGCGAUGCAGGAAACUUGGGAUACAGGUUCUUUGCUUGGGCAUCAAAACAGCCUGGUUAUAGUCACAACCAUGAUGUAUAUAAAUCGAUGAUUAAAAGUUUAGGGAAAAUGAGGCAGUUUGGUGCAGUUUGGGCUCUGAUCGAUGAAAUGAGAAGAGAAAACCCACAACUUAUUACACCCCAGGUGUUUGUUGUUUUGAUUAGGAGGUUUGCCUCUGCUAGAAUGGUUAAAAAAGCAGUUGAAGUUCUGGACGAAAUGCCUAAGUACGGGUGUGAGCCUGAUGAAUAUGUGUUUGGGUGUUUAUUAGAUGCAUUGUGUAAAAAUGGUAGCAUCAAAGAAGCCGCUUUACUUUUUGAGGAUAUGAGAGUGCGGUUUCCACCAACAAUAAAACAUUUCACUUCACUGUUAUAUGGUUGGUGUAAAGAAGGUAAGCUUAUGGAGGCCAAGUUCGUGUUGGUGCAGAUGAGAGAGGCUGGAUUUGAACCUGACAUUGUUGUUUACAACAAUUUGCUUAAUGGGUAUGCCGUGGCAGGGAAGAUGGUGGAUGCUUUCGAUCUUUUGCAAGAAAUGCGGCGAAAAGGUUGUGUUCCAAAUGCAACUUCUUUCACCAUUUUGAUACAAGCCCUUUGUGGUCAAGAUAAAAUGGAGAACGCAAUGCAGGUUUUCUUGGACAUGGAGAGACAUAACUGUGAGGCAGAUGUUGUUACAUACACUACGUUAAUAAGCGGCUUUUGUAAAUGGGGAAAAACUGGAAAGGGGUAUGAACUAUUAGAUCACAUGAUACAAAGAGGGCAUAGUCCAAAUCAGACGACUUAUCUGCAUAUUAUGAAUGCUCACGAAAAGAAAGAUGAAUUGGACGAAUGCUUAGAACUUCUGAAUGAGAUGCAAAAGAUUGGCUGUUUUCCAGAUCUUAGUAUUUACAAUACAGUUAUUCGGUUAGCAUUUAAGUUAGGCGAGGUUAAAGAAGGCGUUCGAGUCUGGAACCAGAUCGAAGCAAAUGGGCUAAGUCCGGGACUUGACAAUUUUGUGAAUAUGAUUCAUGGCCUUAUUGAUCAAGAAUCUUUAGUUGAAGCUUGUGAGUACUUUAAAGAGAUGGUUGAUAGAGGUCUUUUUUCUACCCCUCAGUAUGGCCUUUUGAAAGAUCUACUAAAUUCCUUAUUAAGAGGCGAAAAGCUCGAAUUAAGCAAAGAUGUAUGGAGUUGUAUAAUUAAUAAAGGGUGUGACCUUAAUGUGUAUGCUUGGACAAUUUGGAUUCAUGCUCUUUUUUCUAAAGGGCAUGUAAAGGAAGCUUGUUCUUACUGUUUGGAUAUGAUGGAUGCUGGUUUGAUGCCACAGCCCGAUACCUUUGCUAAGCUUAUGAAAGGUUUGAGAAAACUAUAUAAUAGACAGAUUGCUGCUGAAAUUACAGAAAAGGUGAGGUUGAUGGCUGCCGAAAGGAAUAUAACUUUUAAAAUGUAUAAGAGGCGAGGAGAAAGGGACUUGAAAGAGAAAGUUAAGGCUAAAAACGAUGGAAGGAAAAGAAGGAACCGUAGACGCCAAUGGGGCCAUUCUAAAGCUGGCAGUGUUUGAUUUCAUUUAGAGUAGUCGCAGGAAAUUGCAAUGUGAGUCUUUUAUAGGUAUAGAUACACUUCGUAAUGAUGCAUACGAUUUUGACACAGUUGUAGAAUUAUAAGUAAUUUUGUUGCAAAUCUAGCGUGUAGUGUGUACAUUGCUUUAUUAUCAUGGUUACCAGUUUACCCCUGUA
Molecule: messenger RNA, 2391 nt
Organism: Erigeron canadensis
Lineage: Eukaryota; Viridiplantae; Streptophyta; Magnoliopsida; Asterales; Asteraceae
Product: putative pentatricopeptide repeat-containing protein At5g65820
Exons: 4
Coding region: 192-2216 (674 amino acids)
Molecular function (GO): protein binding
Source: RefSeq, a predicted model, not a curated record